Molecule: messenger RNA, 1032 nt
Organism: Papaver somniferum (opium poppy)
Lineage: Eukaryota; Viridiplantae; Streptophyta; Magnoliopsida; Ranunculales; Papaveraceae
Exons: 4
Coding region: 276-707 (143 amino acids)
Source: RefSeq, a predicted model, not a curated record
AAUACAACAUCCCUCAUUUUCCCAAUGAUGCGCUAUAGGAACCCCGUUUCCAAGACUGAGAAAUUGAUCCCCUCAAGUUAAAAUUUGGUGCAGUUCCAGACCGGCAAGUCGGACUCCGAGAACCCUGAAAAUUACAGUUGACCACUCACGGGAAAACACAACUAGGGCCGAAACAUCCUUGCCCAUUUAACCAGCUCCUCGAAACAAGUUCGAGUCGUCAUCUACAGAUAAGUAAAUGCACAAACCGCUUCUUCUCUGGCGUUGGUAAACUGGUAAUGGAAUCGACCAUCUCAACAUCCAGUGUUUCUGUUGCUGCUUCUACCAGAAAGGCUGUUUCUUCUAAACGCCUUUUAUUUGAUCGUCGUUAUGGUUGGGUGUUUGACGAAUGGAAGGAACCUUCAGAAGAAGCUUUAGCUGGUGGCAGAGGAAUGUUUUGUAUUUUGCCUCUCGCCAAAGCGCUAGUUAACAUCGCUUCUCAAUCCAUUAACCUUGCAACAAACUCAGCUGUGAAAGCUCUUGAAAGACCGGAUCAGUUCUCGCCUCAAGCCCUACAAGCAAAUCUCAAUCGGCAGUUUCAAAAUUUUGUUUCUUCAUUUCAGCAACCCAAUUCCAACCUUUUCACCAAAACGAAAGCAGAUUCCUCAAUACUGUCUUCCACCAGUUUUGAGCAUAUUAGUUCGGAAAUCAGUGAUUCACAAAAUGGCUAGAAUUCUACUUUUAUUACAUUAGCCUACUUCUAACUUGACUGCACUGGAGCUGAAAGAUCCGGAAGGUGUUUCAUUCUAGUCUGGAAUUCAAGUAUGCAGUUUUCUUUUUCAUUCUCACCAAGUGUAUAUCGAGAUUUUUAUUAGGAAAUAAUAUAAUUUGAAGUUGAAAGAGAGAAAAAUCACGAGUGAGGUAGCGGCACAAACAAUAAAUUUGAUCAUUUUUUGUGUUGUAUUUUUAAGUGAAUCUCCUUUUACAGUUAAGGACCUAUGUCUCAGUUGUUUACCUACUUUUGAUGUUUUGAGCAAUGUAAGUAAAUUGUGUCAA